AUGAAGGCCGACUUGAGGCUGGUAAGGUGAGUGAACGAUGGGACAGGUUGGAACGGCCAACCCCAGUCGGCAAACAAGCAGACCUGUAGAACAGGCAGCUGAUUUACCUGACAUAGUUUUAACUGUUUAAUUUCCCAUAGAUUGAAAAACCCUUCAGCCUAAGGGUUUUUCAAUCUAUGGGAAAUUAAACAGGUUGAUGUUUAAUUUUGAUUAAUUAAGGUUGAUGUCCAUUUGGACUAAUAGGGUGAAAGGCAGGGAGGUCAACAGCAGGUGGCGCCAGAGACAACAGGCAGAACCAACUAAUUCUACUUUGGGUCCCUGGCUUGCAGCUGAAUUCUACAAGGGGCAACACUGAGACUAAAGACUGAGACUAAAGAUUGUAAUAAAGAAGGUAGGAAGGUUGGGGUCUGGCUGAGGGCCAGCUGAGGUUGGUGAGGCAGUACCCCAUUCACCUGAUUGGAUGAGCCUCCAGUGCCUUAGAAUUAUAGCUUGAAAAUGGUCCUGGGAAUCCAGGGUGCCUGAGGAAAGGCACAACUUUAGUGUGGAAUUGUUAUGCUUCGCUCUCCCAGUUUGUAUGGGGCAUCCACAUGCCAGGUCUAUGAGCACCAAUGGCCUCUGUUGCUGACCAACAAAGGUUUGGAAGACACACAGCUGUUGUUUGUUGUUUGUUUGCAUUUUGCGGCAGACAUUUGGAGCAGUAUCUGGUGCCACGCUGUUGGGACUACUUCUUUAAGUCCUGGAGGGGACUGGAACUCUGCAUUUAGUUUUUCUGCCUUCAGUUCGGGUUGGAGCUUUUUAUCUUACAAAGAAAGGACCUGCGGAUUUAAGCUUGUUGGUUGCUGGCAUCCGUCUGUCACAGGAGACCAUGGAAUAGUGCGCCAUGGAGGGUGAGGUCAAGCUGUUGGACAGUUGCAGCGCCUGCUGUGGCUGUAGAGACCGAUGCGGGAGAGACAUGUUUUGUUGCAGCUGGGGCAGAAGAAGGCGUCUGCUUGCGCUGCUGCAUAUGAAGCAUGAUGUUUCUUCAGAGACUGCACCAGCAUGAUGCUAACUUCUCCUCCGCCCUUUUCAUGUCUCUCCUGGUUCUGCGAGAUCAGCAGGGAGAGGAGCUGGUCAGGGGAAACUAACCAGGGUCUUUUCCACUUUCCAGGGAGAGUCAUGAACCGGGAGCAGAGAACCUCCCAAUGGACAGCUGGCCCUGGAGCAACGAAGAGGAGUCUCCCUUCAAAGGCUUGCCCCCCUUGCCUAAAGUGUUUCGAGAGCUCAGUUUGCCUUCAUUUUCUCUGCCUGGGGAAGGAGAGCAGGAAGCAGCCCAAGAGCUUGAGGGGAGCUGCCCCGGCCUCCAAGACAAGAUUGCCUGGGUGCACGGUGAAAUGGUGAGGCCCUCUUUAAGCCAGGAGAUGUCUGUUGGACCACAACUCUUUUUUUUUUUUUUUUUUUUGGUGUCCAACCCCCUGAUUUAUUUAUUUUUUUUAAAUAAUUUUUAUUAACUGGCCAAUCACAUCAAAUUAAAUCACAUCACAUAAAUUCCAAAUUACAAAGCCAAAUUUUUAAAUUUUGUUGGGGGAGCCCAUACUUCAAGAUCCAAAGGGGGAUUCAAAUCAUCUUCUUAUUACUGCAUUAAUGUCCAAAUCAGUCCCAAUCAGUCCAAACAGAGUUCAUAGUUCUAUCCAAUCUUAUCUUGGUGUUUCCACAUCAUAUCUUGUUCAUAUAAUUUCUCUUUUUCCUUUACGAUCUCUUCUGUUAGUCUCCUUAAGCCGAUAAGCAAAUAUAAUAAUCCUGUGUGAAUUUCCCGUUCUUCCAAUCUAAGUUCAGAUGGUUUCCAUAUAUCAUCUCCUUCGUAGAUAACAUCGCUCUUCCCAUCAUAAAUUAGGCAGUUGUCACUCUUAAAUCCCACUGAGGAGUUAGUCCACGAUAUGUAAACAACUCUGUUUCUCUCUUUCUCCUCCCAGACUCAAGAGCUCCGACAGUGCCUCCCAAAAUGGCGACGGCAUUUUUAACUGCGUCAUUCCAAAACUCUUAAAUUUAAGAGUGUUGGACCACAACUCUUGGGUCCUUGUCCAUGAUGGUCCUGCGUAAGAGCUUCCCAUUGGCGCCUGGGACGCCACUGUUGAGAACAAGGUGGUGGACUAGCUAGUGCACUGAUUGAACAGGCUGUUCUUAUGGAGUCCAACAAGAUCUGGAGGACACUGUGUUGUUGUUGUUUAUUAAAUGUAUAUACAGUGGUACCUCAGGUUAAGUACUUAAUUCAUUCUGGAGGUCCGUUCUUAACCUGAAACUGUUCUUAACCUGAAGCACCACUUUAGCUAAUGGGGCCUCCUGCUGUCGCCACACCGUCAGAGCAUGAUUUCUGUUCUCAUCCUGAAGCAAAGUUCUUAACCCGAGGUAAUAUUUCUGGGUUAGCGGAGUCUGUAACCUGAAGCAUAUGUAACCCGAGGUACCACUGUACCGCCCUUCAUGGGGACGUGGGUGGCACUGUGGGUUAAACCACAGAGCCUAGGACUUGCCGAUCAGAAGGUCGCGGUUCGAAUCCCCACGAUGGCGUGAGCUCCCGUUGCUCGGUCCCUGCUCCUGCCAACCUAGCAGUUUGAAAGCACGUCAAAGUGCAAGUAGAUAAAUAGGUACCGCUCCAGCGGGAAGGUAAAUGGCAUUUCCGUGCGCUGCUCUGGUUCACCAGAAGCAGCUUAGUUAUGCUGGCCGCAUGACCCGGAAGCUGUACACUGGCUCCCUCGGCCAAUAAAGCGAGAUGAGCGCUGCAACCCCAGAGUGGGUCACGACUGGACCUAAUGGUCAGGGGUCCCUUUACCUUUACCACCCUUCAUCCGAAGAUCACAGGGUGGUUCACAACAUAAAAAUACAAAAAAAUAAAUAAAUGAGAGCGCAAAACACAAACUUCUCCAGGCUAUGUGCACAACACACAUUUGCAAACACAUUUAAAGAACGUCCUCCCCAAGAAUCCUGGGAUCUGUAGUUUGUUCAGGGUGCUGGGGCCUGCAGCUCUGCAAGAGGCUUAAACUACACUUCCCAUGAUUCUUUGUGGGGGCAGAUUGCUUUAAAGGCAUGGCGUGUAUACAGCUCUUAUCGUGCUUAUAUCGCCAGGACAUCGAUAGAGAAUGAAAAUGAUUGCUUUCUUUGCCAUGCAGCUGAGAUUGCGGUGGGCUGACCAGGCGCUUUUCCGCCAUCUCUACACCCUCGCGUUGGAGAUCCAGGACCUGAAGGAGUUGCAGCUGGAGAUGGAUACCUUUUGGAAGGAGGAGGUGCUUGUGGACGAGCAAGGCCACGUACGAGACACCACCAGCGCAGCCACGAAUGUCCACUCGGCAGCCGCUUUCGAAAUGACCAUCUGA
Podarcis lilfordi (Lilford's wall lizard) is the source of this 3344-nucleotide messenger RNA. Lineage: Eukaryota; Metazoa; Chordata; Lepidosauria; Squamata; Lacertidae. The record is from the annotation of a GenBank genome assembly.